This is a messenger RNA of Australozyma saopauloensis, 2751 nucleotides long. It is a transcript of the gene SWE1, whose product is annotated as tyrosine protein kinase. Gene Ontology annotation, molecular function: protein tyrosine kinase activity; ATP binding. The record is from RefSeq and is a predicted model, not a curated record. The transcript has a single exon. Bases 1 to 2751 code for a protein of 916 amino acids. NCBI's taxonomy places the organism in Eukaryota, Fungi, Ascomycota, Pichiomycetes, Serinales, Metschnikowiaceae. Gene Ontology annotation, biological process: negative regulation of G2/MI transition of meiotic cell cycle; protein phosphorylation. Gene Ontology annotation, cellular component: cytoplasm; nucleus.
AUGAAGCGACGCUCACAGCAAUCCACCCGUAGUGCCACCCGCGAGACGCCUCUGCAUUCUCCGUCGGCCGGUGGCGACUCGUCCCCGGUUAUCGAGCGCAUCUCGUCCCACAAGACGUUCCAUCACAACGAGUUGGACUACUUCACAAACGAGCACUUCUCGCGUUCGUUCAACUCGUUGAUUUUGGACGACACCGAGGAGUUCAAACUGAAGAAGCUGCACAACAAGAGCCCGCCCUUCGCCUUGCGCACCAGCACCCUAGUGAUCGACGAUGCCGAUGACCCGCUCGAACUCCACGAAGACUUCGACGACUUGUCGGAUGUAGAGCCUGUAGAGGACCAACUCCCAACACAAUCUGAGCAGGUCGUGAAUGAACCUCCUAAACUAGCUACAAAGCCUCUUCUCAAACGGUCUUUCAAGUACUUCAACUUGUCGAUCGACUCCAACUUGUCUCCUGGAGAAGUAACAGUAGAGGGCAAACAAACGUCAUCAUCUGCAUCGCUGUCGCUGCGAACAACUCCAUUCAACAAGUUCAAGCGUCCGCACAAACUCGUUAGUCAAUCGCCUUCGCCCAGCCAAAACGGUAAGUUCAAAGCUGUCCUCGAUGCUAUCUCGCCGGUCAAAAACGAAAAAAAAUUGUUCAAAAACUCGAAUAAGAUUCGCGUGACUUCUCCUCUACGAUCACAGUCCGCAGACUCUCCGUCACGCAAGAGAGACUUCAACUUCCGCAAGAUCUUCAAGAGUCCAAAUUUGAAAUUCAAGGGAUCCUCGUCACCAUUGAAGAAUCAUGUCUACGAUCCAUACAACUCGAUCUUAAUGGAUGAAUCGCCGCUGCGCGUGAGAAAGUCUUCUCAUACGUUUCAGAUCCAUCAGGAUAGCAACUCGCUUGAGCCUACAACUGCAAAGAAACAGCGUAACAAUUCCGCGUCGGCUAUAAUCCCUAGUUUUGAGCCGUAUGAUGACAAGGAAAACACUCCUCGCUCCAAUAGUCAACCCACUAAAAAGCCUUCUUACAAGUCUGUGAAGCCACUACAAAUUGCCUUUGAGUCGACUGGCCUUGUCAAGAAGAGUUCAUUCGCAGGAACUACAAAAAAGCUACCACCGGAGACUCCAAUGAAGAAGAACCCCCUUCUUAUGAUGAAGAAAGAAAAAAUGAGGCCAUUUGAUUUUGAUGAGGAUAGCUUUUUGAGUCAUGAUCAUUCUAUUGAGGUUGGUAGAAACGCAAAUUAUACACACUCAAAUGAUUCAAACUCCUCCUUUUUCAAAUUUCCAACAGUUUCAUCUGCGCAAAAAGAUCCAGACUAUAAUUUGCUAAUUCUGUCUGACGUUGAGUGCGAGGACCCUGUGCCCGAAACACCAACGAAGCUGAGCUCCAGAGGAGCACAUCCACUCAUUUACCGUACUCGUUCAACUAACCACUCGGAUACUCUACUUCCCAGGGAGAAAGAUGAACCUUGCACCCCAAUUCUGCAUGCCCCUUCUGAUACCUUGAUCUCGCUGCAGGCAACACUUAAUCUUCUUAAUACCGGCCGCAUCAAUACAGAGGAGAAAUUGGCAAAGGAGGCGAGUUCCAAAUUGGUAACUUCUAAAGACCAAGUGGAUGAGUAUUUAAUGGAGAAGUUCGGGAAACAAAACAUCUCUUACAUUGGAUGUGGCCAAUUCUCGGUAGCUUUUGAGUGCAAUUUUGGUAAUGAAAAAUUUGCUAUCAAAAGGACAAAAAAACCUGUCGCUGGAAGCCACGAGCGCAAAGCAAUCUUGCGGGAAAUAGAAGCCUUGAAAGUCCUUACCUCCAUUAAAGAUGAAGAAAUGGAAAUCGAGGGAGGUAAAGAGAAUUUGGUGAUCUUUAUUGAGGCUUGGAAUUACAAUAACUACUACUACAUCAUGACCGAAUUUUGCGAGGGCGGGUCCUUGUAUGACUUUUUGGAAGAGCACAAGAGCUAUAAAAUGGAUGAGUUCCGAGUUUGGAAAAUCCUCAUUGAGAUUAUAUCUGGUCUCAAAUUCAUUCACCUGAAGAACUACUUACAUCUCGACUUAAAGCCCGCUAAUAUUUUCAUCACAUUCGAGGGAAGCUUGAAGAUAGGAGACUUUGGACUUUCAACAAAGCUUCCAAUUUUGGAGAAAGACUUUGAUUUGGAGGGAGACCGUAAUUACAUUGCACCUGAACUCAUUAACGAGAAGAUCUACACACCAUUUGCAGAUAUUUUCAGUGUCGGUUUGAUCAUAUUGGAAAUUGCAACAAACAUUGUCUUGCCAGGAAAUGGAACGCCAUGGAGAAAGCUUCGAAGCGGAGAUUUAAGUGAUGCUGGAAAAUUGUCUAGCGACAAUAUCAGCGACUUCUUACAUCAUCGUAACUUCUCCUCGCUCACUUCAUAUACCUCAUCUCUAAAUUCUUUGCAUCCUAAUAGCAUCUUCAACAUGGGCAAGAGUAACUCAAAUCCCUCGAGCAAACAAGGAACAACGAGUGAGACGCUUUCAGCGGGCAUGGCCACGGCUGGAGGCAACAAACCCAUUGAGAAUUUGCGGGAUAUCAUUCCAAAAGGCGCCCCUGAAUUCCUCGUCGACAACUCACGAAACUUGGAUAGUUUGGUGGCGUUGAUGUUGAAGCCCAAUCCUUUCGAACGACUUACUGCAAGCGAGAUUCUUUCUCGACCCGAGUGCGUUGAGAUUGAAACAAGACGAAAGGCAGGAGCAACCAUUUUUGAAGGAGAGUUUGGACCCAAUGACGAAGAGUUGGAUCCUCUCACAACGUGA